GGCCUGCUACAGGCCCAGUCGAAAACUUACAGGAGCCGAACCAAACGGCCACGGCCACGGACAGUGUUGCCUUCUCCUCCCCCUUCUCCUUCUCCCGUCCACUCAGCGUGCCUGACUGCCCGUGCGCGCCCUCGCUCAGUCGCUCUCGCGCGCGGCGACAACUGAGCCACCGCCGACGGUCCAACUCUUCGUCGGACCCUUUGCCGGCGACGAGCACCCACCAGGGGUUUCAUGGUAGCGUGACCUGUCUCGGCCUAGAAAAUGUAUAUAAAGAAGGUCGUAAUCGAAGGGUUUAAGAGCUACAAGGAGGAGAUAUCAACAGAGCCCUUCAGUCCCAAAGUUAACGUAGUUGUUGGUGCAAAUGGAUCUGGCAAAUCAAAUUUCUUUCAUGCUAUACGAUUUGUCCUGAGUGACAUGUUUCAGAACCUGCGAAGUGAAGAUAGGGGUGCCCUUCUCCAUGAAGGUGCUGGACACUCGGUUGUAUCUGCUUUUGUUGAGAUAGUGUUUGACAAUUCAGACAAUCGUAUUCCAGUUGAUAAAGAAGAGGUACGCUUGCGCAGGACAAUUGCUUCAAAGAAGGAUGAAUACUACUUGGAUGGGAAGCAUGUCAGUAAAACUGAAGUCAUGAAUCUGCUAGAGAGUGCUGGUUUCUCUCGUUCUAAUCCAUACUACGUUGUGCAGCAAGGAAAGAUUGCAUCCCUUACCUUGAUGAAAGAUUCUGAACGACUGGAUCUUCUCAAAGAGAUUGGUGGUACACGUGUUUAUGAGGAUAGACGGAAGGAGAGCUUGAAAAUAAUGACCGAAACAGCCAACAAAAGGAAGCAGAUUGAUCAAGUUGUCCACUACUUAGAGGAAAGACUGAGAGAACUCGAUGAAGAGAAAGAAGAACUAAAGAAGUACCAGCAGCUGGACAAACAGAGAAGAUCACUUGAGUAUACUAUAUUGGACCAUGAGCUUAAUGACGCAAGGAAUGAAUUAGCUUCGAUGGAUGAUAACCGAAGAAAAAUUUCUGAAAGUAUGUCCCUUGCGGACAAUGAAGUGGUGGAUGUCCGAGAGAUGAUCAAGAGUUUUGAUAAAGAAAUAAAAGUCUCAACUAAAGGGAUAAAUGAUACCAAGGCGCAAAAGGAAGGUGUUGAGAAGAGGCGUACUGAAGCUCUGAAGGUAGUUGCUAAGAUUGAACUUGAUUUGAGAGAUAUAAAAGAUAGGAUUGUGAAUGAGAAGCGAGCAAAGGAUGAGGCAGCGAGGGAUUUGCAGAGUGUGAGGAGAGAGAGUGAAAAGUCAAAGUCUGAAUUGGCUGAAAUUAGUAAGGUGCAUCAGGCCAAACUAAAGGAAGAGGAGGAUAUAUCGAAGAGCAUUAUGGAUCGUGAGAAGCGGCUAAGUAUAUUGUACCAAAAGCAGGGAAGGGCGACCCAAUUCGCAAACAAAGCUGCUAGAGAUAAGUGGCUUCAAAAGGAAAUUGAAGAUCUCAAGCCUGUACUUUUAUCAAAUAAAAAGCAGGAAGGUUUACUUCAAGAAGAAAUCCAGAAGCUUAAAGAUGAAAUCAAUGAUUUAACUAACUACAUCGAGUCUCGGAAAAGCGAAUCAAGUAAGUUAGAGGAAACACUUGCGAAAAGACAUAAUGACUAUAACGAUUUGAGGAAGCAGAGAGAUGUGCUUCAAGAAGAAAGGAAGUCAUAUUGGAAGGAGGAAUCUGAGGUGACAGCUGAACUUGAUAGGCUACAAGAAGAUCUUAUAAAGGCACAGAAAAGCUUGGACCAAGCAACUCCUGGGGAUAUCAGGAGAGGCCUGAAUUCUGUUAGCAGAAUCAUUAAGGACCAUGGUAUUACUGGUGUUUUUGGUCCUGUAUUAGAACUGGUUGAUUGUGAAGAGAAGUUCUUUACAGCUGUUGAGGUCACUGCUGCAAAUAGCUUGUUCCAUGUGGUUGUCGAGAAUGAUGACAUAUCAACAAAGAUCAUUCAAAUAUUAACUAGAGAAAAAGGUGGAAGGGUGACAUUUAUACCAUUGAACAGAGUGAAAGUUCCAGAUCUCAGCUGUCCGCAAAGUCCUGAUUUUGUUCCAUUGUUGAAAAAAUUGAAAUAUCGAUCUGACCAUCGUCGUGCUUUCGAACAGGUUUUUGGCAGGACAGUCAUAUGCCGAGAUCUGGAAACUGCGACUAAAGUUGCACGUAGCAAUGGUCUAGAUUGCAUCACACUUGAUGGUGAUCAGGUAGGGAAAAAAGGUGCUAUGACAGGAGGCUUCUAUGAUUCUAGACGCUCAAAACUAAAGUUUGUGAAGAUAAUAAGGGAUAACAAGACAGCAAUUGAUAGAAAGACGGGUCAUCUAGAGAGUGUCGUAAACAAGCUAAAAGAUAUAGAUAAGAAAAUUACAGAUUUAGUUACCAAACAGCAGCAAAUGGAUGCUGAACGUGAUCAUGCGAAGUCAGAGUUGGAACAAUUUAAGGCUGACAUUGCCAGGGCUAUGAAGCAAAGGGGGUCACUUGAGAAAGCCCUUGUCAAGAAGGAAAAAUCACUUAACAACAUCUGCAACCAAAUUGAGCAAGUCCAGUCUAGCAUUGCAAUGAAGAAUGAUGAAAUGGGCACAGAGCUUAUUGAUCAGCUAACUUCAGAAGAAAGAGAUCUCCUUUCACGAUUGAAUCCUGAAAUUACUGAUUUGAAGGAGAGAUUUCUAAUGUGUAAAAACAGUCGGAUUGAGAUCGAAGCACGAAAGGAAGAAUUGGAGACCAAUUUAUCAACAAAUCUUAUCAGGCGUCAGAAAGAGCUAGAAGCGAUAAUUUCAUCUGCAGAUUCUAGAACCUUGCCUUUGGAAGCUGAGGCAAAGGAGCAAGAACUGAAAAGUUCCAAGAGAAACCUUGAUGAACUAACUUCAUUAUUAAAGGCUAAUGUCGAUGCCAUAAAUAAUUUCACCAGAAAGAUGGAUGAUCUGAAAAGAAAAAGGGAUGAUCUGAAGGCUCGUGAAGCUAUUUUAGAGCAGACUGUACAAGAUGGUGCCAAAGACUUAGAACAGUUGAUGAACAGCAGGAACACUUAUCUAGCCAAGCAAGAAGAGUGCACGAAGAAGAUCCGAGAUUUGGGCUUGUUGCCUGCUGAUGCUUUUGAAGCGUACAAGAGGAAAAACAAGAAACAGCUACAUAAGAUACUCUAUGACUGUAAUGAGCAGUUGAAGCAGUUUAGUCAUGUGAACCAAAAGGCUCUUGACCAAUAUGUGAACUUCACAGAACAACGCGAACAACUGCAGAGAAGGCGAGCUGAACUUGAUGCCGGUGAUGUGAAAAUCAUGGAACUCAUAUCGGUUUUAGACCAAAGGAAGGAUGAAUCCAUUGAGCGCACAUUUAAAGGGGUUGCAAGGCACUUCCGUGAAGUGUUUUCUGAGCUGGUGCAAGGUGGUCAUGGAUAUUUGGUUAUGAUGAAGAAAAAGGAUGGGGAUGCAGUUGAUGAUGAUGAGGAGGAGGAUGGACCUCGUGAUCCAGGCCCUGAUGGGAGAAUAGAAAAGUAUAUCGGUGUGAAAGUCAAGGUAUCAUUUACUGGCAAGGGAGAAACUCAGUCUAUGAAACAAUUGUCAGGCGGACAGAAGACGGUGGUCGCACUAACACUGAUUUUCGCUAUCCAACGAUGUGACCCAGCUCCAUUUUAUCUGUUCGACGAGAUCGAUGCUGCUCUGGAUCCACAAUACCGAACAGCAGUUGGAAAUAUGAUCCGCCGUCUAGCUGACAUGGCUGACACUCAGUUCAUUGCGACCACAUUCCGGCCAGAGAUUGCUAAAGUGGCUGAUAAGAUAUAUGCCGUGAGACACAAGAAUAGGGUGAGCAACAUCGACGUGGUGUCCAAGGAGGAGGCCCUGGACUUCAUCGAGCGUGAUCAGACGUACAAUGCUAGCUGAGGCUGCUGCUGCUGCUGCUGCUGCUGUGUAUUGAUUGAUCGCAGAUGCUAACGCAGACAGGAUAGUUCUUGUUGUGUUAUGGAUAUUCUGGCCUAUUGUUGUAGCUGUGUAUAUGUGUGAUGCAGUUAGGUAGCUAUUGGACCAGCUUGUUUGGCGCAUCAACGUUGUGAAUGUAGCAGCUACCACCUUGGUUUGGUACCAGCUUUAAUUAAGUUUGGGAAGCGCUGAUUAGACUAGACGUACGUUACAUGUUGCCCCAUGAUUGUUGUAUGGCACGCCCAGCCCAAAAUGGCAGUAAUCAGUUCAUUUCGACAAUUAACGUAAGUGUAAGUGUACGAGUAGUGGUAUUCAAAUGUUUUUUAACUGUA
Zea mays is the source of this 4244-nucleotide messenger RNA. Its product is annotated as structural maintenance of chromosomes protein 3. Bases 262 to 3876 code for a protein of 1204 amino acids. Gene Ontology annotation, cellular component: chromosome. The record is from RefSeq and is a predicted model, not a curated record. Lineage: Eukaryota; Viridiplantae; Streptophyta; Magnoliopsida; Poales; Poaceae. Gene Ontology annotation, molecular function: ATP hydrolysis activity; protein binding; ATP binding. The transcript is spliced from 30 exons. Gene Ontology annotation, biological process: chromosome organization.